CUGAGCACGAGAGGACCCUUCCCAGUGUGCACUUUGUCGAACAGGAAGCAAGUCACAAGAAUCAUGGCUAAGUUGCUCAAACAUCUGGGUCUGGGGGUCGGCAAAAAGCCGCCGCCACAGCCUCCCCGUCCCGACUACUACGACGAAAACUCGGCAAAACCUAGAGUUGGACCCAGGUUAUCGGGGGGAGACUCAGACGACGACGAUUACGCCGACCCCGCGGAGGCACUGCCGGGGAAUUACAGCGCCGUGCCCGAAGGAGGGGAUGCGCGCAGGAAGUCGUAUGGAGGGGACGGUGUUGGUCAUCACUCCACGCCUCCGACAAGGACGGGGAGCAGUAAGAGUGACAGUAGUUACUCCGUGUCCAGCUGUGGUAGUGGCAGUGACGGUGCCAUGAAAAGGUCGGCAGAAAACAUCCACAGCACCACGGAAAACACGCACGUGUCCAAACCUAUGAAGCCCAUUGUCCUUGAUGACUACAGUGACCCUUACGACAUCAGAAAGGCAGUUCUUGAUAGCAGGGACUACGACGUGCCUCCAGACUGUCGACCACCCAAAGAGGACGACUACAACAACUACUCAGAUCCGUACGAUGCACAGAAAAUUAUACAAGAACUCAGGAUACAACAAAGUAAGGAGGCCAAGGAAGAACCACAUCGCUCCAGCACACCCGACAGUGACAGCAGCAGUAACGAUUCAGCGCUAUACGAGGACCCCUACGAGCCCAGCGUUCCGGAGGACACAGACACACACCAGGCCAGGUUAGCCCGGGAACUAGAAAAGGCAAAAGAAACACAGUUGAAACAGCAGCAGCAGCAGCAGCAGCCAGAUGAAGACACCAGACCAGCGGAGGAUUACGACCAACCGUGGGAGUGGUCCUCCAAAGAGAGGCUAUCUCAGGCGUUCGCAGUAUACAGAAAAAGGUGCUGCCACAGACCAGCCCAGUUAGACCAACACCAGCCAUCCCCGCCGCCACCCACCCACCCCAUCACUUCAACAGACAAGAGGCUGGCUGCAGUACCAGAGAAAACAGCUAGUCCUCUCAAUAUGCCCGGGGUAUUCAGGAAAAAAUCUUAUGAGGGGCCAGACUCCAUUGAUCCAUCUAUACCUCUGGAAGGUCAAAGGUGGUACCAUGGAUCCAUUAGCAGAGUAGACGCAGAGCAUGUGCUACGCUCAUGUAAGGAGUGCAGUUUCCUGGUCAGGAACAGUGAAAGCUCCCGAACCAACUUUUCCUUAUCCAUCAAGAGUGCCAAGGGUUUUAUGCACAUGAAGAUAGCACACAACGUGGACCUGAAAUACAUCUUAGGGGAGUGCAGCAAACCGUUUGACACCGUGCCAGACGUGAUCUACCACUACUCCAUACACACCCUCAACAUUAAGGGGGCUGAACACAUGAAACUAAGAUAUCCCAUCACUUGUCAGCUGAUGUAGAGUCCACAAAAAAUGAAACCAGCUGGUUUUCCUUCUCUGGUUUCUCUACACUACAACCUUUGUAUAGUCAUGUUUGUAUUCAGUUAUUAGUAUUUCAUAAUAGUGCUUAUUAUUACAAAACUAUGUACAUGUAGAACAUAAUGGUUUACUUUUUGCUAUUGAAAGAUUUUACUAUUACCGGUAUACUUCCAAACACCUCAGUUCAACUUGACUCAACAGGGAUACUUGCCAAAUACAGUUCACUUCUUUUUGUCUGUGUAAUACAAACUUUUUUUUGGGUUUCUGUAACAAAUAUUUCUGUACCAAGUCAUUCAGAGAGUCUGAAGUUGUCAUGGAUUGAUUUUUUUCCAUCUCUGUGAUUUGUGUUAAUGAUGUGGUGAUUAAUAGCAAAGAUGCCAUCUGAUUGGCCCGUUGCUGCUAACCAAUCAAUAGCAACUAUAUGGCACCUUCAUUAUCAAUGUCUAUGCCCUAUAUUUUGAGAGUUGAUGUGUUGAUGAUUUUAUUCCUGAAUAUUUUGGGUGCCUCGACUACCUCUGAUUUUAAGGAACAAGUGAAUGAUGAUGAUGAUAAUUGUAUUUUCAAGUCCCAAGCAUUCUCACUGAGGGCUCAAGACUUCACUUAUUCCAUGUAUAAACUGGGAGGUACUGUAACUAUGUAUGAUAAAGUGGACUAAUGGCAUUCAGACAAAUGAAACUAACAGGAGGGAUGACAAAAAGAUUUAUACAAGGUAUGUGGCAAGCAAUCAGUUCUGUUUUAUUCUCCACAUUGAACAAAUGCUUUGUUCAAGUCUUUUCCCCUAAUUUAUUGGUUAUGCUAUUUUGAGUAAUUAUCAUUUCUGCCGCAGGAUUCUUUGGAUGUACGUCAAUGACACAGUUUAUAAAGAAGUUAACAGCUCAUUCAUAGUUUUAACAAACACAUUCUGAGUUGAUUACCAGCAAAUCUUUAUCAGAUGGUGCUGUCGGAGGGACUCUAUUGUAACAUAUAUCAAGAACAAUCAUGCCAUAACCACACCCAAUCCAAGGCUGGUAGUGCUACGUGCAUGGCCUGUCAACUCACAGUUUUUGCACAGCUUCAUACUUCUGCAUUAUGUAAAUGUAUUUGGGGCUGAAUUUGUAGACAGAGACAAGUAACCUCACCCUGGUGUAUGAUUAACCUUCUCAGAGUUUUUUCUUCCUAGACAAUGAGUUAUCUUAUUUAUACUGUUCAGUGCAAUGUUAACAUUUUAAUUUCAAGCAAUGCAUUAAGUGAAAAUUCUUCACCUUGUUGCAUAGUAUGAUGAAUGAUGUUUGUCAGCAGUACUGUACAUGGUGUAUAUCGUAGUACAAUUUGAAGGAUCAAUUUCAUUUGUUCUUAUGUUUCCCCUUGUUGGGAGUGUUCUUUUGCUGUAAUCAAGUGAAAAUUUAUAUAUGGUGGAGAGAUCGAAAAUUCUUGAGAGUAGAGGUCUGCAUUUUGCACAUAACAUUUUUUUUAUAAAGUUUUUAGCUGUAAAUAGUUGUAUUGGUUAAAUGUAAAGGUCUAUUCUAGCAAAACAUUAAGACACAAAAAUGAGACACAUCACAUAACAAGUUCAUGGUGUAGACAAAAGCAGACAUCAUGCUUGAACUAACAGAAGAAACAGAAAACACUUUAAAAGAUUCAGACCAUAUUUGCCAAGUAACUUUUCAUAUUGUGUCAAAAGAACAGUGAAUGUCUGAGCUGGACGGUAUUGUGCCAUUCUUACUUUCACCUUACAAUUACAGAAAAAAGUUUUGGAUUUUGAAGUUACUAGUACUUCAGUGCACCUCUGCAAAGUUUGUGGUUUUCAUCUUUGUUUCUAGAUCGGCACUUAUAUUUUAUUCUACGUUUGCUGUCUUCCUGUUUGUAAAGACUGUUGUUGCAUCAUACUGCUAAUCAAAGUAUUUAUUCUAGACGAUAUGUGUUACAUCAUGCAUUCUUAAUGUUACAACAAUGGCUGGAUAUAUUAUAGAAUUCUUUUGGAGAUUAUAGGAAAUCAGCCAAGCAAUGCUAGUGGUGGUGUGUAAACAUGGGAAAGGGUGUUUAUAUUUGAUGAUGACAUCAGAAAAAAAGUUGGUGUGUAAUUGCACUGGAGUUGAUUCAAUAAGAUGUGAAGUAGCACGUCAGUGUGUCUGUUCCUAAUGUGAUAUUGGUCAGGAAUUUAGACCUUGUUGAUUGCUUCUGCAUGCAUCUUAAUAUAUUCAAAUACCCAUGAGAGGUAUCUUUAUUUUGCCAUUCUUUAUUUGAAAUUGUGUAAGACUCAAGACCUGCAGAUGGAUUAAAAGGAAAUCUAUGCAUA
Messenger RNA from Branchiostoma belcheri (Belcher's lancelet), 3724 nucleotides. RefSeq names its product SH2 domain-containing adapter protein F-like. Gene Ontology annotation, molecular function: phosphotyrosine residue binding. The transcript has 7 exons. The coding region runs from base 64 to 1431 and encodes 455 amino acids. The record is from RefSeq and is a predicted model, not a curated record. NCBI's taxonomy places the organism in Eukaryota, Metazoa, Chordata, Leptocardii, Amphioxiformes, Branchiostomatidae.